Messenger RNA from Danaus chrysippus (African queen), 2079 nucleotides. The record is from the annotation of a GenBank genome assembly. NCBI's taxonomy places the organism in Eukaryota, Metazoa, Arthropoda, Insecta, Lepidoptera, Nymphalidae.
AUGGCUUUACAGUUGUCCAAACGUGAAGUAGAAGACCUAAGAUCUUCCCUCGAUCGUGCAAUCUACAGAACUAUAGGAAAAUCAGAUAGUUCACUGCUAUAUACGGUGUCUUCAUGCCUGACAAACGGGUACGAACGCCGUAAGAUUAUAGAUAAAAUAUCAUCGCACAUAGAUUCCAAGAAGGCGAGCAAACUAGCUGACAAGAUUAUAGCCCUCGCACAGGAGCUUAUCUCAUCUUCGAAGAGCCAGAAACGGAAAUAUGAUGACAAGGAGAAAGAUAAAGAUAGUAAAAGAUCUCGUCAUGACUCCCGCGAAGAGAGACGGGAGAGAGAUGACAAAGAGAGAAAGAGUGACAACGGAGAGGAGAUACCGAGCAUUACAGAGGGAGAGACUAUUGGAUCAAAGAUGACCGGACUCAGUGCGGAUAAGAUCAAGGUGAUGAUGGCGAACGCUCAGAAGGAGAUUGAGGAGAGGAAACGAGCUCUCAUGGCCAUCAAGGGGGAAUCUCGGAACGUUAGCACGGCUGCGGCCGCCGCUCAGCAGCUUAGGGCUCACGUGGCGGGGGGCAUAGCACCCCCCAGUGUCAUCAAACCGAUACUGUACUCUAAACCAGCCGCUACCCCAAUAACAGCUGAGGAAUUGGAGAAGCAGAGGAAGAUAGCGGAGCUGCAGGCCAGGAUACAGAGGAAACUGGCGGGCGGAGCCCUGGCCGCGGCCGGGGGCUCCGGGCCUGCGCCCCUCAUACUGGAUAGAGAGGGGCGGACUGUGGACACGAGCGGGAAGAGGGUGCAGCUGACACAUGUGGCGCCUACACUGAAGGCUAACAUAAGGGCGAAGCGCCGCGAGGAGUUCCGCGCCCAGCUCAGCGGUCAGACGACCGAAGCCGUCACCGAAGCCCCCUGGCAGGACGAGAGGCUCGCUAGCAAGCCCCCGGCGAGAACCAAACGGGCGCUUCGGUUCCACGAACCGGGGAAGUUCACUCAACUAGCUGAAAGACUCAGAAUGAAGGCCCAGUUGGAGAAGCUUCAGACAGAGAUAUCACAAAUAGCUCGGAAGACUGGCAUCUCAUCCGCCACUAAACUGGCGCUACUGGCGGCCGACACACCGGAAGCACAGAGAGUACCGGAUAUAGAGUGGUGGGACAGCGUGAUCUUAAUGACGGCCGAGGAGAGGGAGGCGCGGGGCAGGGAGGGGGCGGGGCAAGAGGGGCGGAGCCACAGCGAGCGAGUGGAGGCGUGCAACACCGGGGGAGAAGAUAUAGUCGACAACCUGAACGAAGACGCCAUCACCAACCUGGUAGAACAUCCGCAACAAUUAAGACCGCCCACCGAACCUCUCAAACCGACUUAUAUGCCGGUGUUUCUCACUAAGAAAGAGAGGAAGAAGCUCCGCAGACAAAGUAGGAGGGAGGCUUGGAAGGAGGAACAGGAAAAAGUGCGCUUGGGAUUGGAGGCGCCUCCUGAACCUAAACUAAGGAUAUCCAACCUAAUGCGUGCGUUAGGCACAGAAGCGGUUCAAGAUCCCACGGCUAUAGAGGCGCGGGUCCGCGAACAAAUAGCAAGGAGACAGAAGACGCAUCUGGACGCGAACAAGGCGCGCGCACUGACGAAGGAUCAACGGAGAGAGAAGGUGGACAGGAAGAUACGCGAGGAUACUUCUAUGGGGGUUCACGUGGCGGUGUACAGAGUGAAGGACCUGUUCGAGAGCGCGUCGGCCAAGUUCAAGGUGGAGGUGAACGCGCGCCAGCUGCACAUGACGGGCGUGGUGCUGCUGCACCGGUCCUGCUGCGUGCUGGUCGUCGAGGGCGGGCCCAGACAGCAGCACAAGUACAAACGUUUAAUGCUGCAGAGAAUAAAAUGGGAGGAAGAAAUGGUGAAGAAUGAUGAUGAUACGGAGGGACCGAACUCAUGCAACCUCGUGUGGGAGGGAGUGGCUGCGAGGAGGGCCUUCGGAGAUAUUAAGUUUAAGGUGAUGCCGACAGAGAAGCAGGCGAGGGAGUUCUUCGCUAAGCACGGUGUUGAGCACUACUGGGACCUCGCGUACAGCGGGGCCGUGCUGGGGCCCGCUGAGGAGCCCUAG